AUGAAUCGGCCAAGCUCUAUGGAACUUUCUCAACCUCCCUCCAACAAUCACUUUCAUGGGGUUGGCGGUAACGGUUAUCCUAUUCAAGUGUCUUAUGGAGGCUGGCAGCAGAACACUCCAGUCUCCCGACUUUCUGCUCCACGAGGCAUGGCGUCUGGCAACUGGAGAGGUUCUCAGCCAUCUGCAAACCCCAUGAACAGCUCUGUCCCCGGUGCUAAGCACUCACUCAUGAAUUCUCCAACUCAACCCUCCUCUUCUUCCAACAACGGCGGCGGGCCUGUGAGCAUCUCCGACUGCCUCAACGGUUAUGCGUACUGUGUAAAGCGACCUGACGGGCUAUACACAAGACUGAUUCCGGCAGACAUGGUCCCAACCCUCAUCGAGCUGCCUGCUACUCAGACCAGCGCCCAAGGAAUGGUACUGCUUCCGGAUUUGCACAUGCAGCCCCCACAAGGGGUUCCUGGGAUGAAUCAGCCUGUCACAUUCAAGGCUCCAACUGGCCCAGCAUCUGAUAUCCUCCAGACCAGGAUUGAUCGUAUUGUUGCAACAUCACCUACUCAACAACGCAGAACCAAGAUCUAUUGUGACAAAUGGAUCCACGACGGCACCUGCGCCUUUACUCAGCAGGGUUGCAAAUACAAACACGAAAUGCCCUUCGACAAGGCUACGCAGCAAUCUCUGGGCCUGUUUCAUGGGUUCCCCAAGUGGUGGCGAGAUCACCAGGAGGAGCUUCAGAAGCACCGCAAUCGAGACUUGCAUGCCAGUAGCAGUCAAGUCAUCCUUCAGUCUGGCUGGCGAGAUGAUGGCAAUGAGGAUGUCCCUCAGACCGCGACAGUCCUGGCUACCAUUGGCCCGGAGAGAAAUCAGAAAUCAAGCAAGAAAAAUCGCCUCUCUCAGACUCGCGAGGGGCUGCCUAGUGCUCCAGCAUCUGAGAAGCGCUCACUAACAGGGUCGGAGGCUGAAUGGUUCAUGGGCUCGACAGCAAUCCAGGGCUGGAACGGAUCUUCGCCUCGCCGCUCUUCGGUCUCAGCUGGUCAUUAUAUUCGCUAGCGGCUGUGUGUUGGGCAAACAAGCUACCUAUACGAAAACAAAGAAAAAGGAACACGCCGACUAGACUCUCGACAAGUCGAUGUACUAGAAAGACAAGUAAUUGGAAUGAAUCCUGUGGUUUUAUGUACCUGCUGGAAAAUUUGUUGAAGUUCGGUCCCAACGGCUGUUCGAUUGAUGUGUUGUCCAGCAACUUAGAUAUUACUUUCUUUUCUGUUUGAUCAUUUCAUAUUAGAUACGAACUCAAUCUUUAGUAUAAUCUUCCAAAGGCAAUCUCUGGGACGCUGCGCUGAGGCUUGCUUCAUAGACAGCUGAAUGACCUC
Fusarium verticillioides 7600 is the source of this 1370-nucleotide messenger RNA. RefSeq lists its product as hypothetical. The coding region runs from base 1 to 1050 and encodes 349 amino acids. The transcript is spliced from 3 exons. The record is from RefSeq and is a predicted model, not a curated record. Gene Ontology annotation, molecular function: metal ion binding. Lineage: Eukaryota; Fungi; Ascomycota; Sordariomycetes; Hypocreales; Nectriaceae.